Messenger RNA from Amoebophrya sp. A25, 641 nucleotides. The record is from the annotation of a GenBank genome assembly. Lineage: Eukaryota; Dinophyceae; Syndiniales; Amoebophryaceae.
GUCGCCAGAACUGCAUCACUACAGCAAACUUCGGGACAACUACAGGUGCCCAAAUCUCCACGAGCUCCAGGCACGACUGUUGAGGCGCAGCAAAGAGGGUCAUGGCAGUCAGGAAGCGUAGUUGGCUCGGCAGUCAGUUCUGCUAGAGCUGGAGGCAGUGCGACGUCGAUGCAUUCUCGGCUUCCAUCGAAGUCUAAAACUGAUGAGAUUGUCAAACGCUUAUCUACAGUCUCCGCUGGUACUGGUUCGAAUGGAGCAAUCGCUCAGCUUCCCGAUCAAUCGUCUUCUUCUAGUACAAUACAGCAAGUACUAACAUUAGCACAGGGUACUGCGUCAACAUCCUUGCAACAAACUCAAAUCAAACCGGGUCCAAUAGGAAGUCGUCGAGACUCGGCUGCAAGCGCUCUCUCUCAACAGACUGGUAUAAUUUUACCGGGAGAAUUAGCAGCACAGCGAGCGACGGAGCUAAUCGAGACUUUCGCAAGAUCUGUACUAUCUACAUUGGGAACGUUUGCAGCAUCAGAAGUGCUGGCUUUUGGCGGCUACAAAGCAACCAAACUCUCCGAUGACUCUUUACGGGUUCUCUCGGAUCAGUUUGAAGUGAAAGUAGGCAGAAACGUUGCUGAUUCGAAAAAGGGCGC